AUGACUUCAAUGAAUCGCAAGAGCUCGACAGCUACCAACACGUCACCCGCGCGCAGCAAAGGUGUGCAGCAAUCACCUCUCGACCUCCUCAAACAGAAGCUGGGACGCGAUGCCCAGCUCCUCGAUGAGAUCCCCGCGCAUGCAGUACACCUGGUGGUCCCCGAAGGCCCAGGGAUUGAGGGCUAUGCAGGAGAAGCAAUCAAGAUUGGUACUAUCGUCGACGGAGGUGCGAAGUGGACGCUGCAGGCCUUCAUCACUACCAUCAAUCGCAAGUCUUCCGGCUUACCAGAAGUCAAAGUCUUCGGCUUCUAUCCAGAAUUUAGCCAACACAAGCCGUUCAGUGUGGCUGAUGUGCUCAGCAAGGCGGAACUGCGCGACGAGUUCAAGCUUCUCAAGACGUAUGAUGUUCAUGCCCUCGCGGUCGUCAUCAAGACCUGCUUCAUCCUUAAGGGAUUCGAGCUUCCUCGCAACUGCAGCUUCACCCCGCGCUUCAUCAGAGCCCUGUCGAAAGUGUGUCGGAAGUACCGAGAUGGCGCUGAUAAGAUGUCGAGUAGCCCGUUCUCAGCCUCUGAUGCAGACAGCAGUCCUGUGAUAGUGGUGAAGGCUCGGCCAGCGAUGCGCAAAUCCGAGCAACGCGGCCCAAGAAACCAGAUGUUUGGCCCGCUUCGUCGCGGCUCACAAGCACCUGCAAGCCCUAUCAAAUCAGAAACUCUGGAUGUUUUUGAGGCUCCAUUUGUCGAGAGCGCCAACGGUUCUCCGAGCGUGGCCGUCUCCGCGCGUGCCCAAGAGGUUCCCAAGACUCCAACUCCGGAUCCUCGUCUCCGUGCUCACCAGUCUAUUACUCCCGCUCUACCGCCUGUACAAACUAUGACUGACAGCACGAAUGCGAAGCCGUCAAAACCUGCAACGCAAGAUCCAGAGAAGUUAGCCUUCAUGCGCGAUGUAUCGGAGUACGUCAAGCUACGCGAGGAAAGCGACGAACUCGACCGCGAUCUAGACAACAUAAACAACAAAGUUGCAGCAGUCAAACACGACUUCAGGGAGCAGAUCAAAAGUUUGCAGCUUUACAUCAAAAGUGAACUGCGCCAUAAACAUAAAAAGCAGAUCCGGGAGUUAUAUGUCAAGCAGAAAUCGGAGGCGGACCUCAUGAAUACGAAUUGCGACCAAAUGGAAGCGGAGCAAGAGAAGCAGACUAAAGCUUUGCACCAGCAACAGGAGGCCAAAAUCACGAGGAAAGAAGUACUUCAGAGGGAGCUCGGAGAGAAGCGCAGUGGCUUCAGUUUUGAUCAGCUGCUUGACUUUGUUACUACCCAGCAGCGUGACAGCAAGAAGCGAAAGCGCCAGGACAGUCCCGAAGGGUUUUAG
Molecule: messenger RNA, 1365 nt
Organism: Parastagonospora nodorum SN15
Lineage: Eukaryota; Fungi; Ascomycota; Dothideomycetes; Pleosporales; Phaeosphaeriaceae
Exons: 2
Coding region: 1-1365 (454 amino acids)
Source: RefSeq, a predicted model, not a curated record